CGGUAUUCCUGCCGCCGCUGUGUUAGAACUGGGCCGGCCACUCGGCUCUACUGUGCAGAAGAACCCGCUCCUACCUGUUCCUCAGUCCAGCAGUGUCCUACUUUCACCGGCUGUCUUCUCUCCCUCACGCCGGCAUCUUCAGUGUGGGCAUCUGGCUGUGACAGCUUGCGGCUUCACAGCCAGGUGCCUACUGCGCAUGUCUGCAGUCUCUGGUCAUCAUCACCUGUAGUACGUCCGCAGUCUCUGGUCAUCCCCUGUACUGUGUCCGCAGUCUCUGGUCAUCUCCUGUACUGUGUCCGCAGUCUCUGGUCAUCUCCUGUAGUACGUCCGCAGUCUCUGGUCAUCUCUUGAGUACGCCCGCUGUCUCUUGUCAUCUCCUGUAGUACGUCCGCAGUCUCUGGUCAUCUCUUGAGUACGCCCGCAGUCUCUUGUCAUCUCCUGUAGUACGUCCGCAGUCUCUGGGCAUCUCCUGUAGUACGUCCGCAGUCUCUGGGCAUCUCCUGUAGUACGUCCUCAGUCUUUGGGCAUCUCCUGUACUAUGUCCGCAGUCUCUGGGCAUCUCCU
Messenger RNA from Staurois parvus, 564 nucleotides. NCBI's taxonomy places the organism in Eukaryota, Metazoa, Chordata, Amphibia, Anura, Ranidae. The record is from the annotation of a GenBank genome assembly.